UAGGCUAACUUCCCUUUCUCCGAUUACAAGAUAGUUUUACUUGCUAUUAUAUAUACAUACACUCAUUUGUAUCUAUACCCCCCCUCUCUCUUUCUCUCUCUACACCCCACCCUCUUCAUCUCUGCAAACAUCUUUUCAUUUUGUGCCAACAAUCUUUUUCAAACCCGAAACCUGAUCUGCUCUGUUCUGCUCUGCUCUGCUCUGAACUUAUGACAGAUUCUUGAUUUUCAUAGGAACCCAGAAAGGGCUGUUAGUGUAGCGCGAAGUUUAUCUUGAUCACAUCGACACAUCACAGAAUACUCGUGUGAAGGGACCUUGUCAACAGUUUUCAUGUGAUUAAAACAGCCAGCACAUUGCUUUUUUCUUUAAAGUUUAGAUCAAAUUAGUCGUCGCUGGAUAUACGAAUCUUUAUUCUCCUCAAAUCGAGCUUUCAAGGAAUCUUGAUCCGUUUUCCCAGUUGGAAUGAGCAGAAACCUGUGAUUAAUCAUCAGGCGAUUUAAACGUUCAAUCUUUUUUCGUUACUAAAGUUCGUGACAUGGAAACCGACGCCCUAACCACUAAACCGCAACCAAACAUGCCAAACAGAUUGCUUCCUGCUGUUUUACCAGUACUUUUCAUUGCAAUUGCAUAUGUUGAUCCAGGAAAAUGGGUCGCAGCAGUCGAAGGUGGGGCCCGUUUCGGAUAUGAUCUUAUCAUACCGAUGUUUAUUUUUAGUUUAGCCGCUGUCCUCUGUCAAUACCUUUCGGCUUGCAUCACUGUGGUCACUGGAAGAAAUCUUGCCGAGAUAUGCAGUUCAGAGUACGACGCAGUUACGUGUAUCUUUUUAGGGGUUCAAGCCGAACUAUCCAUGACCGCUUUGGAUCUUUCUAUGGUUUUGGGCAUUGCACAUGGGCUUAACAUGAUGUUUGGCAUUAACUUGUUCACUUGUGUCUUGUUAACUUCUUUGGAUGCUUUUCUGUUCCCUCUUUUCUCCAAUCUGUUGGAAACUGGCAAAGCAAAGUUCACGUGCGUGUGCUUGGCCAGCUUUGCUUUACUUUCUUAUCUCUUCGGAGUACUCGCGAGUCAACCAGAUACAUCACUCUCAGUGGACGGUGGUAUGACAAUAAGAUUGACAGGCGAAAAUGUUUUCGCAUUUAUUAGUCUUCUUGGCGCAAGCAUUAUGCCUCAUAAUUUUUACCUUCAUUCAUCCAUUGUGCAGCAAACUGAGGGACCGAAACUGGUUUCGAAGGAAGCCGUGUGUCUUGACCAUCUUUACGCCAUUUCUGGUGUUUUCAGCGGCAUAUUUAUCGUGAAUUACGUUCUGAUGAACUCAGCUGCAAAUGUUUUCUAUAGUACCGGGCUCGAUUUGCUUCCUUUUCAAGAUGCAUUGUCUUUAAUGGAUCAGGUAUUCAGGAGUCUAAUGGGACCAUUUGCUUUAAUACUGAUUCUAGCAGUUUCAAAUCACACUGCAGCAUUGACAUCGAAAUUCAGCGGUCAACCCGUGGUUCAGAAUUUCUUCAAACUCGACAUUCCAGUAUGGUUACAUCACUCGACGAUCAGGUUCAUCGCGAUCAUCCCUGCACUCAUGUGUUCAUGGCAUUCUGGUGCUGAGGGUACAUACCAACUGCUAAUCGUUACUCAAAUCGCGAUAGCUCUUUUGCUUCCGUCUUCUGUUAUCCCUCUUUUCCGGAUCGCAACAUCAAGAUCGGUAAUGGGGGUGAACAAGGGUUCUAAGGUUGUUGAGUUUAUGGUGUUGGGAACGUUUAUUGGGAUGCUCGGGUUAGAGAUCAUGUUUGUGAUCGAAAUGGUGUUUGGGAACAGCGAUUGGGCGAGUAACAUCCGAUGGAACCCGAACCCGUAUACUAUGAUUCUCGUGACUGCGUGUGCUUCCUUCUUUUUGAUGCUUUGGCUUGUGGUUACCCCUUUGAAAUCUGCAAGUUUUGAGUUAGAUUCUGUGCCUGAAUCAUCAACCGAAUAUGAUCGAAUCGAAGAAUUCGGGGAAAACAAAGUAGCAUCUGUCGGUUCCCAUCCGGAGUCACCGAGUUUCAAUUUGCCUGAGGAAAUUUUGGAGUCUGAAAACGGGCUUCCGUUGACUACCAUUGAAGAAAAUUCACCCGAAACCCAGAUUUCGUCUCCACCGGAGGAUUCAACUACGAUAAUCUCGGGUGGUGAAGGCUUGAAAAAGGAAGAAUGCAAGUCAAUCGAAAGAACAUUGAGUAUAGACGGGAUUUCACACGUGAAAGAGACGGAACAGAAGAUUGAAGCUUAUCGGCCUGAAGAACCGAUUAAAGUGGUGUCGGAAAUGAACCAUGUGGUAACACCGGACGGGCCAGGGUCGUUUAAGAAUCUAAAAAAGGAGGAUGUCGGGAGUGGUACCGGAAGUUGGUCAAAGUUGGCCGGAUUGGGCCGGGCUGCAAGGCGCCAGUUAGCUGCGGUUCUUGACGAGUUUUGGGGCCAGUUAUUCGACUUCCACGGGGAACUUACACAAGAAGCGAAAACAAGAAAACUCGACAAGUUACUGGGAAUAGAUUGUAAGGUGGGCCCGAGCCCGAGCCCGAAUCUAAACCCAAACCUGAAACCGAACCCGAACCCGAACCCAUCGUCUAUGUCGUCGGCCCAAAUGCAGCUACUAGACGCGUAUGCGCGCCGGUCAAACCUCAAUGUGAUGGACUCUAGCGAGAAACGCUACCAUAGUUUGCGUCUACAAUCAACGUCUAGUGGUCUAAGAAUCCCACAAGCGGCUUCUGGUGCAUACAAUGAUCAGCCCGCUACGGUUCACGGGUAUCAGAUCAAGUCUUACAUGAGCCAAAUGGAUCAGUUAGCUUCUAAAUCACCAACCCUUGGUUCAUCAAACUACAAGGGUCCGUAUUCUUUGACUAAAGGUCUGCAAAACGGGACCAGCCCGGCUAAACCACCGGGCUUUCCGGAUCCCGUAGUGUCUAGGAAUAACUCGAUGUACCCUGAAAGAAGUUACUACAAUCACAAUCAUCCAGUUGAAACGAUGCAUGGUACUGUUAACGAGAAGAAGUAUUACAGCAUGCCGGAUAUCUCCGGGCUCUCGCUUGGCCCGAAAAUGAAUGGGCUGUCAAUGUACUCUGGUCCCUCUGGCCUGUCGUAUGCAUCCGGGUCCCCUUUGGGCUAUGUCGGUGCACACCAGUUGAGUUCAGGGUCGGAUACAUGGUCCAUUUGGUCUAGAAACCCUUUAGAACAAUUUGGUGUGGCCGAAAAAGCGAAUAACAGUAGGCUGAGUUUGAAUUUGAACACUCAAGAUACUGGUUCUACGGUUGAUUUAGAAGCGAAUCUUUUGAAAUCAUUAAGGCUUUGUAUUGUGAAGUUGUUGAAGCUCGAAGGGUCCGAUUGGUUGUUUCAGCAGGACAGUGGUCUUGAUGAGGACCUUGUGGACCGGGUAGCAGCCCGUGAGCGGUUUCUGUUUGAAGUGGAGAGCAAGGAGAUGAACGGGCUGGCUCAGCCCGGUGACCCGGGGAUGAAAAUCGAUCUGGUGACAUCGAUUCCGAAUUGUGGGGAAGGUUGUGUUUGGAGGGCUGAUCUGAUAACAAGCUUUGGUGUGUGGUCCAUACACCGAGUUCUCGAGCUUUCGCUCAUGGAAAGCCGGCCCGAGCUUUGGGGGAAGUACACUUAUGUUCUUAACCGUCUUCAGGGGAUAAUCGAACUAGCAUUCUCGAAACCACGAGCAGCAAUGAGCCCGUGUUUCUGUCUUCAACUUCCGACUUCGUACCAUCAACGAAAGGCGUCACCACCCAAAUCCGCGACCAGUCUGCCGCCACCGGCGAAACAAAGCAAAGGGAAAUGCACAACCGCCGCCAGUUUAUUGGACAUUGUCAAAGACGUGGAAAUCGCAAUAUCUUGCAGAAAAGGUAGAACAGGAACAGCAGCUGGUGACGUGGCGUUCCCGAAAGGAAAAGAGAAUCUGGCAUCCGUCCUUAAACGCUACAAACGGCGGCUGUCGAACAAGCCAGCAGUCGCUCCAGAUGCAUUAAACAAAUCAUCAUAUUGUGGUUUGUAAUUGACAUUUGUAACUCCAGUUUUGUUUGACAUUUGUGGGAGUGAAGACUUUCUUCCUCUUUUGAGGUAGAUCAUUUCUUUAGAUGUCGUCGUUAUGCAAUCUGUAAAUGGUUUUUUUCGUUGGCGACACAAUGAUUUUAAUGUUGGUUAUGCGGAGGAAUGAGAAUUACAUAGACGAUUUUAAACA
Molecule: messenger RNA, 4189 nt
Organism: Helianthus annuus (common sunflower)
Lineage: Eukaryota; Viridiplantae; Streptophyta; Magnoliopsida; Asterales; Asteraceae
Product: ethylene-insensitive protein 2
Exons: 8
Coding region: 536-4003 (1155 amino acids)
Biological process (GO): ethylene-activated signaling pathway; metal ion transport
Cellular component (GO): membrane
Molecular function (GO): cadmium ion transmembrane transporter activity; manganese ion transmembrane transporter activity
Source: RefSeq, a predicted model, not a curated record